AUGGCUGAACACAAAGAUCCGUCGCGCGUUGCGGCAGGGCUAAAAGCGUCGCUGCACAACCCGCAUGUGUCGGACGAGGCGAAACGACAUGCGCAGGAGCGCCUUGAAAGUAUGGGCUCUGUCCAGCAUGGGAAGGCGCAGCAUGAAAACCUUGGCACCCACCAUGUAGGGGUGAGCCACCAUCAUGUGGAGGACAACCGCGUUCUCGGAGGAUAUAAGGCCACUCUACACAAUGAGUCUACAUCUCCCGCUGCCAAAGCGCACGCACGCGAGAUACUCGAAGCCGCUGGGUACCAUGUCGACAAGCCCAAGGGCACAAGCGAAGAGGAGCACACCACGCGCGUCCUCGCUGGCUACAGGGCCGCCCUACACAAUGAUAGGGUGUCUGCUGAGGCCAAGGCGCACGCUCGUGAAUAUCUACGAGAACACGGUGGUUUGUGA
This is a messenger RNA of Heterobasidion irregulare TC 32-1, 441 nucleotides long. RefSeq lists its product as uncharacterized. The record is from RefSeq and is a predicted model, not a curated record. The transcript is spliced from 5 exons. The coding region runs from base 1 to 441 and encodes 146 amino acids. NCBI's taxonomy places the organism in Eukaryota, Fungi, Basidiomycota, Agaricomycetes, Russulales, Bondarzewiaceae. Gene Ontology annotation, cellular component: cytoplasm.